ACCGCAGCUGGGGCAGCAGCAGCGACAGGAGAGCAAAGGAUCAGCUUCAGACCAGCGCACAACGUGGCGGAGGCCCGCCGAUUUCCUCUCACGCCAGCUCCUUCUCCCUCGGAGCAGGAAAAUAAUAAGCAGUGGGUGUCCUUGCAAAAAAAUAUGAUGACGGCCUCCAGCGUUACUGCUCGAGCAUGCACGACAGGAGCUCCGUCGCUAGCUCUCCUGCUGUUACUGCUGCUCGGGAGCGAGCGCUACACCCCCUCGUGCCUAGGCUUCUCUCUUUCCGUCGCACCAACAUCGGCGGUACGAUCGCCAGCAGCACGACCGGCAACAGCACCCGUUGGACGCCGUGGCAAAAGCAGCAGCAGCUGCCGCGUGGACGUGUCCUGUGUACCUGGCCGGACAUGUUCGGCGCUUGCAGCGUUCGGCGGAGGGGAAGGGGAAGGGAGUUCCGCGGGGCCUAGUGCAGGAGGAUCGGGAGACAUUUUUGACGCCCUGAUGGCUGGGGAUAUGGACUUCAUCACUAAGUAUGUGGAGGCUGGGGGCGACUGCUCUGUUCAGGACUCCAUAGGGGACACGCCGCUGAUGCUGGCGGUGGAAAGCGAGCUGACGCCUGCCGUGAGGAUGCUCAUCAAGGAAGGAGGGGCGAACGCCAACCUUGCCUCCAAGACUACGGGAGAGACACCUCUCAUGCUGGCGGCAUACUACGGGCACACAAACCUUGCGAGAGUACUCGUCACGGAAGGCGACGCGGAGCUAGAGCUGCGCAAUAACAAGGGGGACACGGCGCUGAGCCUGGCAUGCUUCUGGGGAAACGAGGAUGCGGUCGAGUAUCUUCUCAAUGCCGGAGCGGACCCGAACAGCCGUAACGACGCGGGUGAGCGGCCCGGAGACAGCUUCGACUCUGUUUUCGUGCCCCAAGUUGUCGAGAACUUCUUUACCGCGGACGAAGACAACGAACGCGCAAGUGCCGCCGGCCAGGAGGACAUCAUGUUCGACGACGAUGACGAAGAGGACAUCAUGUUUGAGGAAUUGGAUGAAAAGGACGCCAAUCUCCAAGAGGGAGAUGAAAAAGACGUGACGGUUGAAGAUGGAGAGGAGAAGGAACCCGCGGGGAAGGAGGACGCAUCGUUGGCAGGGGAGGAGGGUGGAGAUGGCGAGCCAGAGGAAGAGGUUCUAGGCCCAAGGGAAAACAUCCUCCAGAUGCUGGAAGAAGCGCGGGCAGAAGCGACCCUCGAGGCCAAGUAA
Molecule: messenger RNA, 1242 nt
Organism: Ectocarpus siliculosus
Lineage: Eukaryota; Phaeophyceae; Ectocarpales; Ectocarpaceae
Source: the annotation of a GenBank genome assembly